AUGGAAAAGGAACCAGUGGCUAAAUUGCCAUCAGUUAGUUCGAAAUGUUCGAUCUCAUCGCAGACGGGAUUGAAGAGAAAUAACUCGUCAAUAAUUCUAUUCCAAGAUCACUCAAUUCCAGUGGUCGUGGAGCCGAAAUCGCACGCAGACGAAGGGCUUGAAACAAUGCUGGACGGCCACGACGAGCCCAGAACAUGGCAAAAUGGGGUUUGCGCUCCUGUGAACCCAGCUCGUUGCUGCUUUUCUAAUGUCUGCCCUUGCCUGUCGGCAGGCUACUUGGCGCGAAAAAUUGGCAGUCCUUCAGCUUUGGUCGCCGUUUUCGGAACACUUUUCUGCUACCCGCUGAUGAUCUGCCACAUCAGAGGGAAAGUGAGAGAACAGCUUGACCUGGACGCUGGUCUAAUCGAAGAUAUCUCGUGCAGCUUGUGCCUCCCCGGCUGUGCAUUAGAACAAGCUUUUAAUGAGCUACCGAACUAG
This is a messenger RNA of Oikopleura dioica, 477 nucleotides long. The record is from the annotation of a GenBank genome assembly. Lineage: Eukaryota; Metazoa; Chordata; Appendicularia; Copelata; Oikopleuridae.